AUGAAUAUUGCAGUGAACAAUGUGGAAGAAAAAGCUGUCCAUUCCUGGUCGAGAAUUUCCUCUGCAGGACAGAAGGUGCUGGAGGAAGCCCUCCGAGUCUUCAACCCCAUGUCCAAGGACCUUUCGGACACAGAGACCCAGCUGGUGGCCUUCAUUCAGAGCCUGAAGGAGGAGGGCUACCAGCCCACAAUUCUGAGGAGUAAGGAUGUGUAUGGGUACAGCUCGUGCACGGCAGACACGCCUAGUCAAACAAAAGAGAGCACCCCGCACAACUGCGCCAAUGCUGCUGAGUCCGCUAAGAGUCCGGCUAGAAACACCGCAGCCGUGGCAAAGGUGUCUGCUUCACCGACCAGCGUUUCGGUGAACUCUUCGAAAGUUUCCGCUCAGCCUGUCUCUAAAGGGGAUUCCACAAAUCUCCUCUUGAGCUCCUUGAAGCAGACAAGAUCCGGCAAGUCCAAGGCCACGGCAGUGGGCUUCCCUACAAGCCUGUAUCCUGACGUGUAUCCAGCCAUGAGACUGUCGGUAGUUCUGGAAGCUCUGGUGCCGCUGAAAACUACCGCGUCCUGUUUGGAGUCCAAGUACACACAGGGGCGUCUUGGGAUCUCACCCUCGGACCUUAAACUCCUCAAGGCUUCAAGUCCGCCGAGGCAGUUUUCUUCAGGCAAGACCGCUAAAAUAUCAGAAGGUAAGGGGUACAAGCGUUUGAUAAAGAAAGCACCAGAUUCUGCCACCCUUGCUUUAAAUCUUCUGAAGGGACCAAAGGGUGGAGUGCUGCAGGAGAGCAAUGCUUGCAAAGCCUCGGGAGUCCUCAAUGGGAGAGUCACAGGCAACUCGUCCCAGGGCUGCACCACAGCACCGCAGUCCAAGACCUUGAAAAUCAAAGAUAAGGAAGCUCUGGUGGGGAAAACAGAGUGGAAGGCCAGCAGCACUUACCGGGAGAGUGGUGUGCAGAAGAAGAGAAGAGCUACGGAGGCAAGAGAAGCACCACAGAGGAAGAAAGCAAAUACCAUUGCUGUCCGAAAUAAAUCUCAACAGGCUCAGAGCACUUUGAACUUGCUGAAAUUCCGGGCCAUCAAGGUGGGCAACUCUUCCUCUGAUGAUGAAGUGAGGAGGAGAGCACAGAAGAUUCUUAGGGUCAACCUGUCCCCCGUGAUCCGAAUUCGACCCUUGUCCCACUCUCACAGCGUCCCCUGA
Messenger RNA from Cariama cristata (Red-legged seriema), 1194 nucleotides. RefSeq names its product coiled-coil domain containing 71 (gene CCDC71). The record is from RefSeq and is a predicted model, not a curated record. Lineage: Eukaryota; Metazoa; Chordata; Aves; Cariamiformes; Cariamidae. The coding region runs from base 1 to 1194 and encodes 397 amino acids. The transcript has a single exon.